GAGGACGGUAGGCGGCGGAUGCGAGAGCUGGCGCAGCUACCCUGGUGGCGGUGGCUGAAGUGGCAGCGGCUGCGGCGGCUGCAACAGCUUCGGGCUCGGGGUUUUGGCGGCGGCGCCGGCGGGCUGGGCUGCGUGGUGCGGACCCCGGCGCGCGGUCCGGGUUGCCGGGGCGGCGCGUAUGAUGCCUCUAAUGGAGGAAUUUCUGAGCAGCACCCCUGGCCCAGUGGCUUUGAAAGGGAGCUCAAACCAGAGACUAUUUCAAGCCCUGGACAUCAUAUCCUGAGGGCCACAGGAGAAGAGAACAUGGCUGUGAGUUUGGAUGACGACGUGCCACUCAUCCUGACCUUGGAUGAGGGUGGCAGUGCCCCACUGGCUCCCUCCAACGGCCUGGGCCGGGAAGAGCUACCUAGUAAAAAUGGCGGCAGCUAUGCCAUCCACGACUCCCAGGUCCCCAGUCUCAGCUCUGAGGGCGGGAGUUCCCCCUCCAGCCCCGCACACAACUGGGAGAUGAAUUACCAAGAGGCAGCAAUCUACCUCCAGGAAGGCGAGAACAAUGACAAGUUCUUCACCCACCCCAAGGAUGCCAAGGCGCUGGCGGCCUACCUCUUUGCACACAAUCACCUCUUCUACCUGAUGGAGCUGGCCACGGCCCUGCUGCUGCUGCUGCUCUCCCUGUGCGAGGCCCCCGCCGUCCCUGCGCUCCGGCUCGGCAUCUACGUCCACGCCACCCUGGAGCUAUUCGCCCUGAUGGUGGUAGUGUUUGAACUCUGCAUGAAGUUACGCUGGCUGGGCCUCCACACCUUCAUCCGGCACAAGCGGACCAUGGUCAAGACCUCGGUGCUGGUGGUGCAGUUUGUCGAGGCCAUCGUGGUGUUGGUACGGCAGAUGUCCCAUGUGCGGGUGACCCGAGCACUGCGCUGCAUUUUCCUGGUGGACUGUCGGUAUUGCGGAGGCGUCCGGCGCAACCUGCGGCAGAUCUUCCAGUCCCUGCCGCCCUUCAUGGACAUCCUCCUGCUGCUGCUGUUCUUCAUGAUCAUCUUCGCCAUCCUCGGUUUCUACUUGUUCUCCCCUAACCCUUCAGACCCCUACUUCAGCACCCUGGAGAACAGCAUCGUCAGUCUGUUUGUCCUUCUGACCACAGCCAAUUUCCCAGAUGUGAUGAUGCCCUCCUACUCCCGGAACCCCUGGUCCUGUGUCUUCUUCAUCGUGUACCUCUCCAUUGAGCUGUACUUCAUCAUGAACCUGCUUCUGGCUGUGGUGUUCGACACCUUCAAUGACAUUGAGAAACGCAAGUUCAAGUCGUUGCUACUGCACAAGCGAACCGCCAUCCAGCAUGCCUACCGCCUGCUCGUCAGCCAGAGGAGGCCCGCCGGCAUCUCCUACAGGCAGUUUGAAGGCCUCAUGCGCUUCUACAAGCCCCGGAUGAGUGCCAGGGAGCGCUAUCUUACCUUCAAGGCCCUGAAUCAGAACAACACACCUCUGCUCAGCCUAAAGGACUUUUACGAUAUCUACGAAGUUGCAGCUUUGAAGUGGAAGGCCAAGAAAAACAGAGAGCACUGGUUUGAUGAGCUUCCCAGGACGGCGCUCCUCAUCUUCAAAGGCAUUAAUAUCCUUGUGAAGUCCAAGGCCUUCCAGUAUUUCAUGUACUUGGUGGUGGCAGUCAACGGGGUCUGGAUCCUCGUGGAGACGUUUAUGCUGAAAGGUGGGAACUUCUUCUCCAAGCACGUGCCCUGGAGUUACCUCGUCUUUCUAACUAUCUAUGGGGUGGAGCUGUUCCUGAAGGUCGCCGGCCUGGGCCCUGUGGAGUACUUGUCCUCCGGAUGGAACUUGUUUGACUUCUCCGUGACAGUGUUCGCCUUCCUGGGACUGCUGGCGCUGGCCCUCAACAUGGAGCCCUUCUAUUUCAUCGUGGUCCUGCGCCCCCUCCAGCUGUUGAGGCUGUUUAAGUUGAAAGAGCGCUACCGCAACGUGCUGGACACCAUGUUCGAGCUGCUGCCCCGGAUGGCCAGCCUGGGCCUCACCCUGCUCAUCUUUUACUACUCCUUCGCCAUCGUGGGCAUGGAGUUCUUCUGCGGGAUCGUCUUCCCCAACUGCUGCAACAUGAGUACAGUGGCAGAUGCCUACCGCUGGCGCAACCACACCGUGGGCAACAGGACCGUGGUGGAGGAAGGCUACUAUUAUCUCAAUAAUUUUGACAACAUCCUCAACAGCUUUGGCUGCCGAGGCAGAGGGUGUGUCCUCUUGGGGCCGGGCCACAAUGUCCUGUGGAGCCGGCGCCCUAGGAGUGCCUUGCCUGGUCCUUCCUGGAGCUCACAACCCAAGCGGUCGUAUGGUGACCCCUCAUCUCAGCACACGGCACCCAGGAUAGCUGGCAAGAGGCCACUCGAAGUUGACUUUGAAGUGGGGCCUCAUCAGAAUGCUGCUUUCUCCCUUCCCCUGGCAGUGACCCUGUUUGAGCUCACAGUUGUCAACAACUGGUACAUCAUCAUGGAAGGCGUCACCUCUCAGACCUCCCACUGGAGCCGCCUCUACUUCAUGACCUUUUACAUUGUGACCAUGGUGGUGAUGACGAUCAUUGUCGCCUUCAUCCUCGAGGCCUUCGUCUUCCGAAUGAACUACAGCCGCAAGAACCAGGACUCGGAAGUUGAUGGUGGCAUCACCCUUGAGAAGGAAAUCUCCAAAGAAGAGCUGGUUGCUGUCCUGGAGCUCUACCGGGAGGCACGGGGGGCCUCCUCGGACGUCACCCGGCUGCUGGAGACCCUCUCCCAGAUGGAGAGAUACCAGCAACGUUCCAUGGUGUUUCUGGGACGGCGAUCAAGGACCAAGAGCGACUUGAGCCUGAAGAUGUACCAGGAAGAGAUCCAGGAGUGGUACGAGGAGCAUGCCAGGGAGCAGGAGCAGCAGCGACAGCUCAGCAGCAGUGCAAUGCCCGCCACCCAGCAGCCCCCCAGCAGCCGCCAGCGCUCCCAGACUGUUACCUAGCCCAGUGCCCGAAAGCCAUCUCUUCUAUGCAAUAACACAAUAGUAUUACUCUACUGCGAUGUACGGAACUGCGGUGUGUGUACACAUACUCACGUAUAUGCACAUAUUUAUAUACAGGAAGAAAGAAGACAGACAAGAUGGGGCUUAGUUUAUAACCACCUUGCCCUGUUUUCCUUAACUCUAGAAGCCAGUUUGGUGAGGGGUGGGGUGUGGCCACCAGGUCUGAGCUCUUCCUACUGUGGAAGGCUCCAGAAGCCCCUUCACAAGGAAACCCCUCACCUGGAUCCAGUCGACUGCGGGGCUUGCCCCCCAUGUGGGCUGGCCUCCAUCGGCCAUGUCCAAAGCCGUCACUGCUACUGCUUCAGGCUCACGUGCCCCCAACCUGAUGGCACCCCCACCCCCUCUCCCUGCGGGCAUGCCACAGGCUUCUGGGUUUUGCUUUUGGGACAGAACCACUUAGGAAGGAAAGAACUCCUGGUCUCCAGGGUGGUGUUUCAGCUUCUGUGAUAAUGUCAUGCAACACUCUUCGGGGACCAGUGCCCGGGAUCUAAUGGGAAGCGGAAUUGGGGUGACUGUGCCCAUGUGGCCAGAGCUCAGUUAGCCAGUUCCAGGCGGCCACAGACUACACUGACCAAUCUCCUCUCUUGGCUCUGCAAGCCUCCCACCCAGCCUUCUCUGGCUUAACCCUUACUGACAAAAAUCCUUCCACAGUGGCCUCCUUGGGGACCCAGACCCUGGAGGAAGGGGCAUGAGGCAGGAGGUAGGGCCGAUGUCUGUAACCCAGACCACUUCCUGGAAUGGGCUCUUGACCAAAUCCCUUUUUUGUGAUUUACCCAUUCAAGCAAAACAACAUUUUGAUUAAUUAAGGAUUGUGCUAAGCUGAUACCAGGUCCUUCACACAGGUGCACUAGGAACAGGAGCGAACAGCACAAGGAGACGCUCCCUGUGGGACGCAGCAGCCCUGUGGCCGUGGCCCAGCUCCCAGCUACGCUCCCUGGCUCUGCUCACACCAGAGAAUGCAAUAGCAGGAGCUGUUGGUGCAGAAGUAGGUUCAGAUGAACCCUCAGUUAACGUCACCACCCCCCUCUCCCGCCACGGUACCCACAGAGGCAGGGUCAGUGCAGAGGUUGCUUUGGUUCCGCUUUCCUGAGCCACAGAACAGAGCACAGCACAGGUUCCACAGCAGGAGCUGCAGUGGCAGCACGGAGGGUGCGGAGGGCAAGGAGUGUGCUGCCGGGCAUUCCUGGCCGCCCCGGCCCUCUGGUGCCUGCUUUCUGUGACUUCAGAAGGAAGGUGGACAGAGGCUCCCUCUGGCCUUGUCCUUUUCCCAGCCACAGAACGGGCGAGGUGGUACCCAACCCCAGGGCAGCAGUACCUGGACCCCCAACCUCUGCUCACCUCCAAGGCCAAGCUGGAUCCCAUAGCCAGCAUGGCAUGGUUCUCCCCUUCCCCUCUUCCCAGGUCAGGGGAGUUGGAGAAGUGGUGGGUGUUUGUUUUUAAAGCACAGCCCUUUGGGAAAAUCACAAAUUAUUGAGAAUCACUGUGAUUCCCCCAGGAGUCAGACUGACUUUGUCCUCUUCCUCUCUGGAGGGCCAUGGGCCAUCACCGGGAGCUCCACCUCGAGCCCCAGGCCAGAACCCCCUCCCUUUCGCAGAGAGGGAACUUGAUUGCACAAUUGGGUGCCUUUUAGCUUUUGUGUGUUGAAAUGGGCAUUUUGGAAGCAAGGGUCAAGGGACAGCUUCUAAAGGUGUGAGUCUCUGACCUGAGAAUCUGGGCCUUGCCUCAGCCCUUUCUCCCCAAGGGUGGAAACCUGGAGGGGCCAGCAGCACCCCGGGGUCUGCCCAGGGGAGUAGAGGCCCCCAGGUGGGAAGGCCUAUUCCAGGAGGAGGGGGAUCUCAGCCCUGUUCAGAGCAAGUUAAUGUGUCCAUCCGCCCAACCCUGUCCUGAGAAAGGACCUGGUUUUGGCCAGGACCCGACAAAUGCCUAAUGGCAGCAGUGUUAACAGACCAGAGGUGGGCGCCCUUGUCACUGAGGCCAGGGACAGCUAUCUCCAGGUUAUGCCUGGCCCCACCAAGCAGGGAGUUGGGGUCCCCCCACAGGCUGUGAGCUCUGUGGGCCCUGGGAUGUGAUCUAGCUCAGAUGCCCUCUCGUCCUUGAUGUCACAGUUGAGUACACCCAAGUGACACUCACUGGCAGCCAGGGGCACAGCCUGGUGGUGGCGGCAAUAGAACCGUGCUCCUCCCCAGCUCCUCGCUUCCCCUCCCACAACCCCAGCCUUACUCCACCAUGCGGACAAUCAUUUUGUACGGAUCACGGGAGCAAUGCUGUACGGUUUUGUACAUUGGUGAUUUGUUUCCUAGAAAACCCACUAUGUCUCUGGAUUUCUGGCAUAUUAAUAAAAGAGCCUCUGCUUUGUAAACAC
This is a messenger RNA of Chlorocebus sabaeus (green monkey), 5404 nucleotides long. NCBI's taxonomy places the organism in Eukaryota, Metazoa, Chordata, Mammalia, Primates, Cercopithecidae. The record is from RefSeq and is a predicted model, not a curated record.